GUUUAAGGUACAGUUAAAAACACAUGCAGAUUUUUGUUGCAAGCACAUUUCGCAAUCUGUCUUACAGUUGCAUCGUUAGAAUUUGUUUGGAAACCCAAGUUUGUCCGUUUUUUGAACUCCCCGUGAUGUUCCGAAAAGCAUUCCACACAAAGUCAAACAUCGCCAUUCGAGGAUCAGACAGGCGCAAACUGCGCAGCACCAUCAGCGAGCAGUUUCCAGUUCUAGACUCGGACGAAGUAGCUGAGCUAACUCCGAACAAAGAUGACAUGACAGUGAUGAAGAUCACUACGCACAGCGAUUGCAUCAUGCACGUCUACUGUCUGACGGGAACGCCGAUAUUCUUCCAGAUUGAGAAGCAACUCUAUCCAACAGUUUACACCCUUUGGAAGCACCCUAACCUACUACCAUGCCUCACUACUUGGCCACAAGUCCUGGACAAAAUCUCAGGGGGAGCAGAUCUGAUGUUACCAGGAGUCAUUCUCCAGCAAUCCGGCCUGCCACGACUCAGUAAGGGUCAGCUCUGUGCAGUCUGCCUGCUAGGCAAUCAAGCUCCAAUAGCCAUCGGCCAUGCCGCUAUGUCCAGUGACGGUAUGACGGCCAAUGGAAUGAAGGGACGAGGCGUUCAAAUCAUCCAUUGUUACAAGGAUAUGCUGUGGGCUCAGGGAAACAAAACGUCCUUACCAGACAUCCCUCUCCCCCCGCCGAGCGGAAUAUUUUCUGAAGAUUUCACAGAAGAUGUCGCAUCUGCAGAACAGAAUGGCACAGCCACUGAGGCGAGUAACUCAUUACCGGCCAUGCUGCAAGACGAAAUGGAGCCACAGCUUAGUGAGUUAAAUCUUGAAGACGGUCCAGCUGAUGCUGCAGGUGGUGGUGAGGGAGCAGAGGAGGGCGAUGAAGAGGAUGCUCUGUCUCCAACGGAGAAGAUGGAUGCUCUGUUAUACCAGUGCACACUACACAGUCUGAAGUCUAAGAUCAAACCAUCAGAUCUACCCCUGCUCACCAGUAACUUCUUCAGAUCCUAUGUUGUAGCUUGUUGCCCUGAGGGCCAAACGUUAGACAUGAAGAAGACCAGCUACAAGAAACUGUCCAAGUUUCUACAGAAGUUGCACUCGGAGGGGUUACUUGAGGUCAAGGAGGAGAAGAAGGGAGUUGACUUCAUCACAGCUGUGCACAAGGACCAUCCGGAACUCCGUUCCUUUGUUGUGCCAGCAUCAAAUGACGGAUCCUCUGCAUCUAGUGGGAGUAUCGGAGCAUCAGCAACUCAGAGCCAGCUUGAAGUGAGACUAAUGAACGGAGUGUCUGCUGAUAUGCUACCCAUACUGAAAUUAUCAGGCUAUGGCAAAGGUGACUGGCUAACGCACGAGGCUCUAAGAGAAGCCGUGACUAACUACAUCAAACACCACGACCUGGCCGACAAAGAGAAUCCAAGGAUGGUGAACCUUGACGGCCCAUUACACGAUGCACUUAUCAACCGGUCAGAGGGGUAUGUGGAGAAACUCCGGUGGGAUCAACUGUUUAGUAGGUGUAAUGGAAAAAUGACAUCAGGGCAUGAGGUCAUUCUGCCAGGUCAAAGGUCGUCAGGUCAGGGAAACACCAGGAAGGGGAAACUUCAGCCGAUACAAAUCAAGAUUGAACGAAAAUCUGGCAAUAAGAAUGUGACAGUAAUCCACAACCUAGAACCUUACGGUAUAGAACCCAAGGACUUUGCGCAUCGUUUACAGGUGGGCGUGGCAGCUAGUAGUACCAUCCAUCAGAUGCCGGGUCAAGGGUCGGGGUCACAGGUCAUCAUACAGGGCAAGCAAGUGCGGUUUGUCGAGACAUUGCUGACAGAUCACUACCAGAUUCCAAGGAGGUAUAUUCAGGGACUGGAGCUAGCAGCCAAGUCAGGGAAGAAGAGAUGACGCAGGAUUAUCAACCUCAUAGUAUUGGACGUCAAAACCUUUCCAGUCACAACAUAGCCGGGGGGAAAAAAUGAAACCUUCAGUCAAUUUUCUACGGAUGCCUUACAGCAGACAAGUUGUGCCAACUUGUGCAAGGUUCGCGUCCCAGACUCGCUAACUUUUGCACAACCAUGGAGAUUUCUAUUGAAACAUCAAGAAAUUUGUAAUUCUGGAACUGUAGAAAAUAUAUAUGCUGUGUCGUGCAUGAAUACAAAAACUACAGGGCGCAUAGUACCCUUGGCUCUGCCUCGUGUGCUAUGAGACCCUCAGGUGUUAAAAACGCCGUAUCCCACAUCAGAGUAGUCAACAAUUGUUAAUGCGCCCAUCGGGUGUUAAAGGUAGAGUAGAUCAUUUGCAGCUAUCCAAAAAGUAACUGACAAAAUUAUUGUUGGAAAGCAUACUUGGUUUAAAGGGA
This is a messenger RNA of Patiria miniata (bat star), 2355 nucleotides long. It is a transcript of the gene eif2d, whose product is annotated as eukaryotic translation initiation factor 2D-like. The transcript is spliced from 13 exons. The record is from RefSeq and is a predicted model, not a curated record. Gene Ontology annotation, molecular function: RNA binding; translation initiation factor activity. Bases 24 to 1901 code for a protein of 625 amino acids. Lineage: Eukaryota; Metazoa; Echinodermata; Asteroidea; Valvatida; Asterinidae. Gene Ontology annotation, biological process: formation of translation preinitiation complex; translational initiation.